UUAAUUUAAAAUUGUCAAAACUUAACAACGGGUGUAUAAAGCAACCAUCAUGAGUCAUGUAGGUGUUCUCAAAGAAGUGGAAGACUUUCUGAGAAAAGAUCUUGCAAGAGAAGUGCUCAGUACUCGGACUAAGGAUAAAAGAACGGCACUAAUAAAUAAAGUAUCGUCAUGUAUUACUGAAGCAAACGAAAGAAAUACCAAGGACGAAUUUGCCUCUAAACAAAGAGAAACAUCACGGAUGCAGGCUACGAAUACGAAAAUACCGAAAACACCUGGAAAGGUUCAAAUUGACGAAGAUUCGGAUGAUGGCGAUUAUUACAUGGAUCUCACUGAUAUAAACGGAGGUCCUGCCAUGAACAGUAGUCUCAGUCCUCCAAUCACAGAAAGUUAUGGAAGUGGAUCUGGAUAUGAAUCUUAUGCAUCGGAUGAAGAUAGUUCAACGAGACAGAAGUCUAACGAAGAAGAAGAUUUGAAUUCUUAUUUUUCCCAUUCUGAUUGCGAUAUUUUCAGUUAUAUUUAUCUCGAAAACAAGACGAAAUUUUUAAAAGGCAAAAAAUGGGCAAAGAGAAUCGGAAUUGUCAAAGAAAAACAUUUGAAGUGUUACAAGAAACCAGGUGACUCAACUGCAGUAUUGGAUAUACCAUUGCGAGGAUACAGCACUACGUUGAAAAAUAAAGAAGGAACUUCCGAUGUCAUAUUUAUUCUUGCUGCUGGUCCCAACGACGGUGAUGCUCACAAGUUUUAUGUGAUGCGUGAUAAAGUGGAAGAUUGGUCUAGAGUUUUGAAAGAAAUAACGCAUUCGGUAUCUGACACAACAAAUCUUCCUCCUCCCGUUGCUGUCAGGCCUACUAGUACUCUACCUCCACUGCCAGCUCAAAAUGCUUCAAGUAGUGCUACACAACAACGGGUGCAACACGCUUCAAUACAAAGAACACCUUCAGUUGGAGUAGCUGAAAGAGCAAAAAGUAUGGGAGAUAUAUCUGUAGUUAUGACAGAUUUAAGUCCGCCACCUGUACCUCCUGGACACCCAACUAUGAACUCAACACCAACACAAUUAAAUUAUAUUGGCAAAGGGCUCAAAAGUGCUAUGACAGAUAUGUUCAAAAAAGACAAAACGAAGAAAAGAAUUUCUGUUGCGGAGAAUCUGGGUGCUUCAGUUUGCGGAUAUCUUCUCGUGUAUGAUACCAAAUGGUCGAAGAAAUGGUGCCUGGUUAAAGCAAAUAAAUUAUUAAUAUACGGAAAAGAAGAAACCCCCGAAGUUCAAGUAGAACUGACAGGAUGUGAUUUGCUCCCGUAUUCGGACGACCAGGAACGACAAUUCGGCUUUAAACUUUUGAAAGACGGACAAGAAAUAGUGUAUAUGGAGGCAAAUUCUUCAACAGAGAUGGGAAAAUGGGUCGGUGUGUUGAUUGCAGAGACAGGGUGUGCAGAGAUGCCAGAAUCAGAACCACAAUACAUGUCAAUAGAAGUUCGAACAAGUGUGAUGUCGUCAGCAAAACAGGCAUUUCAUAAUCAGAGAGAAACAAUGACUGAAAAAAAAGCUGGCAAGUCAAAGUUCUACAGUGAGGAAGUCGAGGAGGAAGAUGAGUUAUAUAUGGACCUUGCAGACUCCCAAAUAACGCCUCAAAAUAUCUCACCUCAAAAAAUAUUUCCUCCUCCUCUUCCUGCGACCAACCUCGGUUCCAGCAAAAAUCAGGAAUCGGAAAAUUCAACUGAAAGCGCUAAAGAUAAAGACAAAAAGAAUAAAAAGACAAAAAAGGCUGUUAAAAAAACUAACUCGGAUAAGAAAAGUGAUAAAACUGCGGAUAUUAAAAAAGAAAAACAAAAGCAAAGGAGAAAGGAGGAAAAGCCACAACCAAGUUCACCAAUAAUAAACUCUCCGCCAGUAUCCAUGCAAACAAGAGAAAUCAAAAUAGUCGACAAUAAAAAUACAACAAGCAAGCAAUCAAAUGAUACAGUAAAAGGUGCUACAACAAGUAAUAAAGAAACAACUCCAUCUCGUAAUAUGAUGGAUGGUAGGCGAAAGGAAAUGUCAGAAAAAAAAGCGGACAUAAAAACGAAACUUAUUACUCUGAAUGUCAAAAAAGACGAGCUAAAUAAAUAUAUUCAAGCCGCAUCUACCGAAAAAGAACGAGGUAGAUUAAGAAUCAUGUUGCAGAAAGUCAAUCAAGAGCAUAGUAAACUGGAACGGGAAGACGUAGCACUGGAAUUAGAGAUGAGGAAGAUGAAAGAUGAAUCGUAUGACAUCGAUUCUCCGGAAAAUAAGCGGCCACCAUCACGACGAGAACGCAAACCAAUUAACACUGGAGCGACAGGAAAUGUUUUAUCUAAAGCUCAGAUGAUUUUACUGAACUCAGAUGCUCGGUACCAGUCAACGAUUCAAAAAUGUAACUGAUAACUUGUAGGCAGCAUGUCUUAAACAAUCAUACUCUUUUCAAUUUGCUCACACCAACCUGAUACAAGUCAGCGCCAGUAGAAUAAAUUUUAAAUAAUUCCAGCUUCGGGCACAAAAUCCAUAUUCUUCUUUUUAUUGUAGUUGCAUACAAAUAAUCAAUAUAUUGGCUACAUCACUAUAGUAUACACGCAAUGAAUUAUGAUGUCAUCUCAAACCUUUUUAAUUUCAAAUGACCUAAACAGUUGAACCUAGUUGACGUAGCGUAGAAUGACUGAUUCGAAAAUAAAGUGUAAAUGUAGUUGAAGUAGACGAUGCAAUUUUGCCAGUGUGACAUUAUGAUAUAUAGAAUUUAUUAUUUUGUUGCUUUUUAGAUAAACAUAUUAUAUUGUGGAAUUACCGUACACGUGGUAGCGUUCAAUAUCACUGCGUGUAGAGUUAUCUCCCGCCCCGAUACAUAUAUAUAUAUGUAAUGCAUAUAGAAUGUUUGUGUUGCAUUUCCGUAGUUUUUUUGAUAUCAAGAGACAUACACCUACUUUUGUCAAUAUAGGUGAUAUUUGAGAUAGUAAAUUUCUUCAAACGAAUUCUGAGUUCAAUUUCUCAAAAUGUAAAAAAUUGGCAAAUUAUCAUUUUUUACAGACUGAACUUU
Styela clava is the source of this 3041-nucleotide messenger RNA. NCBI's taxonomy places the organism in Eukaryota, Metazoa, Chordata, Ascidiacea, Stolidobranchia, Styelidae. The record is from RefSeq and is a predicted model, not a curated record.